Chara braunii is the source of this 2614-nucleotide messenger RNA. The record is from the annotation of a GenBank genome assembly. Lineage: Eukaryota; Viridiplantae; Streptophyta; Charophyceae; Charales; Characeae.
AGUUGACAGGAUCCUGUCCGGAUUCUGUAAGUCUUUAGAUUGAGUCAGUAGACUUGUCAGUUAGGGGGAGUAGCGUCUAAGUGGUGAGGAGUGGAACCGUUGUCUGGUUGUGCACCUAUCACCAUGGUUGACACCCGUAGUGGGAAGAGUACUGUCCCCCAAUCCGAGGCCAAGCAGGCCCGGAUUGCCGCCAUCCUGAGGGAGAGGAAAGAGAAGAAAGAGCUCCUCAAGCAGGCGAAGGUAAAGGCUAUAGCAGAGGAGAAGGUGACGAAGAAGAAGAAGUUAGAAGAGGAGAUGUUGAGAUUCCAGAAGGAGAAGAUGAUGAUGUUAGAGCGGGAGGAAGAAGAGAAGAGAAAGGUUGCCGAGGAAGAAGCAGCGGCAGAAGAAGAGGAGGAAGAAGAGGAAGAACCCCUUGAAAGGAGGCGAAGGGAAGAAAGAGGAGAAGCAAGUGGCACGAAGGGGGAAGACGCGUGGAUGGACAGGAAGAUCAGCGAGUGGGUGGCUAACUUUUCGUUGGGAGAGGAUGAGGAGGCACUAUUGUACGUGUCGCAGGAGGAGAGAGAAGCGUUUGCCAGGGUAUUAGAAACGAUAGAGGAUCCCCUGGAACGUCAGACAACAGAGGAUGAGAAGAAGUUGGAGUGGAAAUUGCGAAUGAUGAGGGAGAAGAAGAGAAGGAGGGAGGAAGCCAACCGAGUGGCUAGAGAGGUGGAACGAGUCCGGGCAUGCAGACCGGAAAUGCAGGCACAAACAGAGGUUCCCGCGAAAUUAGAUAAGAUUAUAGGAGAGUUUGCGCGCGACGUGGUGACCCACGUCGGGGCCGAAGUCAAGAAGCUAAAGGAAGGCGCAGAGAAGUUUUGUGUCGGCGCCAUUGAGGGUGCCAAAGUAGUGGCCACAACAGAGGCUGCAGUACAUCCCCGCAAAGAGCCCGUAAAGCUCAAAUUUCUUGAUGCCUAUAGCGGGAAGAAGGACGAAAGUUUUGACAAAUGGGAAGCCAGUCUCAAUACUUAUGUGUACUUGCAACAUAUUGCGCCCGAGGAGCAAGUCCUCGUCGCCUUUCAUGCAUUGAAGGACGAAGCGGCCAGCUUCGCCAGGUCCCUCGCGCGCACUGCCGAUUGUGAGCAUAACAUGAUUGCGUAUUAUAGACUCACCCCUCUCUCCACUUUUCUCAAACUCCUGCGUGAGAGGUUCGCUGACGUCACGAGAGGCGUCAGGGCCUCUGAUAAACUUCAAACCAUCCAUUCGCGACAGUGGAGGAGUGCGCGAGCACUCAAAGCUGUCAUGGACGACUUGGUAGCCGUCUUGGAGAAGCUCAGAGAUGCUAACUUCAAGAUCAACGCAAAGAAGUGCGAGUGGGCCAAGACACAAGUCUUGUACUUGGGCCACGUGUUAGACGGAGAUGGCAUCAAGCCGGAGGACGGUAAGAUAGCGGCGAUUAGAGAUUGGCCGACGCCCCGCACAUUGAUUGAGUUGCGGUCGUUCCUAGGUCUGGCUAACUACUAUAGGAAGUUCGUGAGGAACUUCUCGACUAUCGCCGCUCCCCUUCGCAGGUUACUCAAGAAAGAGGCAAUCUGGCAGUGGGACAAAGACUGCACGUCUGCGCUAAAGAAAUUAAAGCGCGCAUUGAUAGAGUACCUUGUCCUCAAAGUUGUAGAUCAGUCCUUGCCAUUUGUCGUCACCACGGACGCCAGUCAGUAUGGUAUAGGUGUCGUGUUACAACCGGACGACGGCAAUGAUUAUAGACCCGUAGAGUUCAUGUCAGCGAGGAUGCCCUCAGAGAAGGUUGCUACCUCGACAUACGAGAGGGAACUCUACGCUCUCAGGCAGGCCUUAGAGCAUUGGAAGCAUUACCUGCUUGGGAGGCACUUCAAGGUGUAUUCAGACCAUGAGACACUUCGAUGGCUGAAGACACAGGCCAAGAUGACACCUAGGUUGACUAGGCUACCGCCCGGAACCAGUAAGUUCGAGAUACAGCACGAGAAAGAGAUAGCCACUGUUGUUGAGAACCUCAGGAAGGUCCAGCACCAGAUGAUAGAGCAGGCUAAUAAGCAUCGUCGCCCAUCACAGUUUCAAGUAGGCGACUUAGUCUGGGUCAAGUCCAACGAGUUUGCUCCUGAGGAGAACAUCUCGCAGAAGUUACUGCCCGCGUAUAGAGGACCGUGGCCAGUUCUAGAAGUCAAGGGCGGAGAGGAUGGGCCGUCCUACACAGUAGAGAUAUCAGCACACCUCCACACCUACCCUGUGUUUCACGCAUUAAAGUUGUUGCCGUGUGUCACAAGUCAACAGUUUCCAUCUAGACGGUCCAUGAUCCCUCCGGACAUGGACAGAAGAUAUGACAUUGACGGCAUUGUAGGUGAAGAUGUAUUCAGAACAGGGGGUAGAGGCCAUCCGCAGAAGCAGAAUAAGGUCCGGUUUGCUUAUCAGGAAUCGGAGGACGACCGCUGGUUCACUAGAGCAGAACUUCUAGAGACAGCUCCCGAUAUAGUUAGAGCCUACGAGCGAGAUAAGAAAGGUAAAGGUCCUGCCUUGGACUAAGUUAUUCUCGGAGCACCUCAAAUUUAGGCUGGCGGAAGUGAAACGGUAUUCACCAGCUCGCAGUAGCCGAUGCAGUUCCCAG